Scatophagus argus is the source of this 6083-nucleotide messenger RNA. RefSeq names its product thyroid hormone receptor alpha b (gene thrab). The transcript has 11 exons. NCBI's taxonomy places the organism in Eukaryota, Metazoa, Chordata, Actinopteri, Scatophagidae. Bases 961 to 2190 code for a protein of 409 amino acids. Gene Ontology annotation, molecular function: nuclear receptor activity; zinc ion binding; RNA polymerase II cis-regulatory region sequence-specific DNA binding. The record is from RefSeq and is a predicted model, not a curated record. Gene Ontology annotation, biological process: negative regulation of transcription by RNA polymerase II; positive regulation of transcription by RNA polymerase II; retinoic acid receptor signaling pathway.
UCGUCCCAACAUGUGUUUGUGUGUACAGUGUGUGCUGUACAGUGGUGGUCCUGUAGAGAGCGGUAGAUAGUUUGAAUAAAGUGGUCACACCGCCGGGCUCGCUGCUCUGUACUGUACAUAAGCGGAGGGAGGAGCGAGCCGUGUAGUAUUUCUUUUUUGGUUCCUUCCCCUCCUGUCGUUGCAGCCCGUCCAAACGCUCCUGGAAGACAGCAAAGGGCGAAACAAUCUACUCGUUUCCACGCAAAGGCCUUGUAGGACGGGAGCCGUGAGAGGAGAGGAGAUCAUUUGAAAGAGUGCGAGGCGCAGCAGCCGAGCGGAGGACCGGAGCUCGGAGCUCGGAGGGGGGGGGGACGUGGAGCCACUCAGCGCUGCCUACACAAGUGCAGACACCGGAGGAGACCCGCGGACUUUCUCCCGCUUCAUUUCCGCCCACUGCCCUAAUAUCCGAGCCCGAGCUGGUGCGCGGACCGCGUGGUGUUAACCGACGAGUUCCAUGAGACCUGUGUCGGGAUAACAGCUGGGAUCAGAUGUAAAGUGAAGACAACUGACCACCAAGGGCGGAGACAAGGAGGACCACACGACGCAGGAGGCCCGGGGAAAUCAUUAACCCCUCGCAAACACACCCAGUAUGACUGGUUGGAUCCCACUCCGCCUCCCGUACCUCUGAGACUGACACCCACUGACCUCAAGUCCUGGCCCCAGUGCCUGCCCGUUUACAUCAACAGGACCUCCUGCAUCUUCCAGUUUCACAUCGAGCCGACACACACCAACCUCUCAGGGGGUCGACUCCUUCUGGCGACCCCCCCUCGCCCACCCCAACCUUCCUCCCAAAACCUCAGGGACGGGACCCUGUCAUGUUUCAGUGACUGUCCCCUCCCGUCCGGCGAAUGACAAGUGUGCAUCCGAGGGUGGGGCUUGCCUCAGUCUCUCAUGAUUGGCUGCUGGAUGGAAUUAAGGUGAAUGGAACACGUUCCCAAGGAGCAGGACCCUAACCCAUCAGAGGGAGAAGAGAAACGGUGGCUCAAUGGCCCAAAAAGGAAGAGGAAGAACAGCCAAUGUUCGGUGAAGAGUAUGACUGGGUACAUCCCCAGCUACCUCGAAAAGGAUGAGCCAUGUGUGGUGUGUGGUGACAAGGCCACAGGUUACCACUACCGCUGCAUUACCUGCGAGGGCUGCAAGGGUUUCUUCCGUAGGACCAUUCAAAAGAACCUCCACCCCUCCUACUCCUGUAAGUACGAUGGCUGCUGCAUCAUCGACAAGAUCACCCGCAACCAGUGUCAGCUCUGCCGCUUCAAGAAGUGCAUCGCGGUGGGCAUGGCCAUGGACUUGGUGCUGGAUGACUCAAAGCGGGUGGCUAAGCGGCGCCUUAUUGAGGAGAACAGGGAGCGACGCAAGAAGGAGGAAAUGGUGAAAACUCUCCAGAACCGUCCGGAGCCCACCGGCGACGAGUGGGAGCUGAUCCACCUGGUGACGGAGGCCCACAGACACACCAACGCUCAGGGCUCCCAGUGGAAACAGAAACGCAAAUUCCUGCCAGACAAAAUCGGCCAGUCCCCGGUCGCGCCCACGUCAGACGGAGACAAGGUGGACCUGGAGGCCUUCAGCGAGUUCACCAAGAUCAUCACUCCUGCCAUCACCCGAGUCGUCGACUUUGCCAAAAAACUGCCCAUGUUCUCUGAGCUACCUUGUGAAGACCAGAUCAUCCUGUUGAAGGGCUGCUGCAUGGAGAUCAUGUCCCUGCGAGCCGCCAUGCGCUACGACCCCGAGAGCGAGACGCUGACGCUGAGCGGGGAGAUGGCGGUGAAGCGGGAGCAGCUGAAGAACGGCGGCCUGGGCGUCGUGUCAGACGCCAUCUUCGAUCUGGGCAAGAGUCUGGCACAGUUCAACCUGGACGACACCGAGGUGGCGCUGUUGCAGGCCGUGCUGCUCAUGAGCUCAGACCGAUCUGGCCUGACCUGCAUGGACAAGAUCGAGAAGUGCCAGGAGACCUACCUGCUGGCGUUUGAGCACUACAUCAACUACCGCAAGCACAACAUUCCCCACUUCUGGCCGAAGCUCCUGAUGAAGGUGACGGACCUGCGGAUGAUCGGGGCUUGCCACGCCAGCCGCUUCCUUCACAUGAAGGUGGAGUGUCCCAACGAACUCUUCCCUCCGCUCUUCUUGGAGGUCUUCGAGGACCAGGAGGUGUGAAACGCAGCCGCCAUCACGCGAAAAGGGAAGAGGAAGUUGGGACAAACUGGGAGAUGGGAAGGGCCAUCAUUUUUGUAGGGGAAGGAUUGAGGGAGAGUCCUCUCGGCAGGAAUCUGCAUUUCUCCGACAUCGCAUUUACAGUAUGUGAUUUAAAAAACUGGAACCAACAAUAACAACACACCAGCAUCAGGAGAGUCAAGCAAACAGAGGAUCUUUGUUUUUUGGACACCAUCUCCUCCACCUCUUUCUCCUCCUUUUACCUACCCCUGUUUUACAAUCCGUGUGGGGGCCCUUCUGUCUGAGCAUGAUGUCUUAUCUAGUAAGAGUUGUAGCCAUUUGCCAAGAUAUACACACACACACACACACGCACACACACACCGCCACAGCCUGUUCCACCUCAGUUCUUCAGAGCAGCACUCUUAUGCAGGGGUCUGUUCCCCCCCAAACCCCCCCAGGAACCGACUGACAAGUUUUGAAGCCCAUGUUUCCAGCAUUCAUGCUGGUCAACACCUCUCAGUAUUAUUUCAGAAUAACUGCUAAAGCAGUCGUUCAGAAAAUAUGGACAUCAGUGACAUAUUGCUCACAGUCAUGCAGGAACACACACACACACACACACACACACAAUCAGCAAACACUGCACGUUGAAAUUUCAGCAGUGCUCUAAUGGCUGCACUAAGGCAGAGCUACCAGUCCUAGUUCAUUAUCAAUUCCUCAACUCAAUCUGAGCCGUUACAGAUGUUUUUUGGAGCUUCUUCUUCUUCUUCUUCUUCUUCUUCUUAGAUCCCAGUGAAACCGGUGCUAUAUUUAUAUAAGGCUACUCCAGUUUUAUGAAAUUGUGUUGUCUACCUUUGAAAAACGUGCAGACCAUGGCUCCAUAUCUACCUUCAUUUGUGUCAUCGGACCGGCUCCUGUGACAUACAGUGCACGCACACACGCGCACGCAUGCACGCGCGCACACACACACACACACACACAAGCAGACUUGCCUUGUCAUCGAGCGUACUGCAUGCGCCAGCAGCCUACUGUCUGAAUGACAAUUAAGUCCCUCUCUCUCACUCCCUCAGAGGAGUUAGUGCAUUGAAGGAAGGAAAGAAAGAAAGAAAGAAAGAAAGAAGGGAGGAGUUGGAAGGAGAGGGAAGGAUAGAGAAAGGAAAGGUUUACAAAGUGGACUGCAGAUUCAGAGUCAGGGGUCAGAGGUCAACUUCCCGAAUGCAGCCUCUGAGCAGCUUUUGAAUAGCAGCAACCAGCAGAAAGACAAAAAAAGCUCAUCCUACACACACACACACACACACACACACGCAAACAUGAAAACGCACAUCACCUCAAAGUAACGUGAAUGCCUCAUUUUACUGUAUGCACUGCGCGGCAGUGUUGAUAUACAGCCCUAACCUGCAGGGUUUGUACCGAGUCCUCUCCUCACGGACUCAGCUCAGUGUGGCCCCUCCAGGCUUCCAUACACAUUUGCCUUUUUUUACCAUGGGCAUCACUGAGAGCAGGCAAAUGCCAAGAAGGCUACCAUUUACCUCAAAGUGGACACACCCCCAGGCUGGGGCAGCAACACUGCCCCUGUGGUGUCAGGCACUACCUCACUUCUGUGGACACAGGGCAGCUGCCCACAGCCUACACACAGACAUACACCAUUCGAGUUGGCGCAUGUGUAGAUUAACACACAAAUGUGCAUCAUUUUUUGCGUAUGUGCACACUUGUAGUCAUGGAACGACAAAACACUCACAGCAAACACACACACACCCUCAGUGCUAUCACUUGGUUGAAAUGAAAUACCACUGAAGACAGGAGGGCCAGCCAUCCCCCCGGAGGGUCUUACCGGCUCCAGGGAAUGGUACCCAUUACAUUCGGGUUAUCUCUUUUUGUUAUAUGGGACCAAGUGUCAUCUUUUGAAAUUUGGAUUUACGUGUUUCUGUCAAAGCAGAAAUCGACUCACAGCGAAAGCGACGAAGGACAGUGUGGACGUGCAGCCCGGCUGACACCCGUCGACGCUUGCAGCAGGAGGAUAGAUAACAGAGAGUAACUGAAAGCCCGUUGGCGGCCGCGGCCGAUGAAUUAGCAUGCACAGAAAGGGCGGUUUCCUUCUGCAUCAUGGCGAUCUUCGAAAGUGCGCUCACGAUGACUGCCAUCGGAUCUCCAUAACUAUGUCGACGGAAAUAAGCUUUCUUUCCUGCAUGGACGGUGCAUUAGACGUAAAAAGGUGGAAUGUUCUCAACCGAAGUGGAGCCUCUUCAGGGGCAUCUCAAAAGCUCUUUAGUGUCGUGCACUUUACCCAAUACUCACCACAGUCACAGUAAUAUCCCUCUGCAGAUAUCCGUGGCAGAUAUCGUAGUGUACUGGCCAAAUGACAAUUCAAGAGUUUUGAAUUGAUUGUGAAAGCCCGCUCUGUCCAUUCCAAUUCUUCGGGUCAAGCCAAAUCUAAAUGGGUUUACCGCUCUUACAAGAAGAGAAUGGAAGAAAAGAGAGACUAAGAAAAUCUAUUUUAUUUUGGAUGCCAAGCAGUAGUUCAUACUGGGCACUUGUACAGGAUGAGUAAUCUGCACCCCCCCAGAGGUAAGCAGAGUGACGUCUGGCAGGGAUCACGAGUUUUCGUCACAGACGGCCAGGUCUCCCUUCUUCAGCGUCUGGAGCAGUGCUGGGAGGAGGAAGGAGAGAGGAACUGGAAACGCCACCUUUGGGCACAACGGCGGAGUCUGGUCUGACUGUCUGAUCUGAAGAUCGCCCCCCCCCCUCCACAAGCAUCCAUCACCUGCCCUGCCCCACUCCAGCCCUUGACUGUGCCCUCUCUGGAGCCUAGCUCAGACUGAAUUGCACCUCAUCACCGGUAUGACAGCCCCACCACCCAGCCAGGCUGGUGUUGGAGUGGAGUUUUUGCACUACUGCAGCAGCCCUCCCUUCAGCCCCUUACUCAUCACAGUUGAACCCACACCCCCUUAGUGUCCCCACUGUCCUGCGUAUAGCAGGGUGGUGUUUUGGCUGCUCUGUGUAACAGAGGCUGGCAGUCGCAGCGGGCUCAGUCCCAAACCUGUCCUGUCGUCAGUAUUAGACCAACGGCAUUUGAACCCUCAUCCUUUAUCCGACCCACCCAGGGGUGGAGAGCGGUCCCUGCGUGGGAGGGUAGGCUGUGUAGCACUUAACUCAAUCUCCCUGUAGUACUUAUUUGUCCCAUCAUCUUUCCCGCAGAGAAUUUAAAAUUCAGGACCCCCCCACCCCAAAAAAACCAAACAGAUCAAACAGGAUCCCAGCCCCUCCCUUGUCAGACAAGGCUUGCCAUCAUUGUCCUUUUACAGUACCACCGGAUGAAUGUGACCGGCGAAGCAGCAGCAGCAGCGAUGGGAACGAGAGACUUGAGCGCAAGGAUGCGAGCGAAGAAGAAGAAAGCGCGGGACAGGAAAACAACAAGCCGAGGGCCGCCGCCCUCGCUGCCAUCAUCGACGCGGGCGACAGAGGGCGAAACUGUGGCCAGUUGUAGAGACGGUGUUAACAAACACUCAGAGGAAGGGCAGAUGUUACGAGUGUGUACGGUCUCCCCCUUCAGUUCCCACCUCAAACCCCGUAUGAGCCCCGGCUCCCAUGCCCCACCCCACCCCCCACGCUCCCACACCCCCUCAGCUCCCUCCGAAAGGAUGACCUCCAGCUUUUGUGAUGGUGAGGAUCAGAAAGAGAUCCAGAGAUGCAGGUUUGGAAUUUUAACCCAUCUUUGUAAAAGAACUGAAAAACAGAAAAGAAACGAACCUAUCGAUGUCCUUUUUGUCCUCGUGAGCUGAUUGGGUAAUGUGUGUGUGACAGAAGGGGUUAUGAUGCUGCUUUUCCUUCUGAGUCUGAUUUAGAUUAAGACAAAAAAAAGAUAUAUGAUUAUAAAUCCAUAAAACAAAAUGAAAAGAGAU